AUAUGACUGCUCUGACCUUGAGCGUUGUUCUCCGUAGUAUAUAAGCUGAGGUUCAAGGCUCUGUUAGUUCAUUGCUUCCCCUGCCUGUGUUUGGUACUCAUACUUGCGAAUAAAUCUUGAUCAUGAAGUGGCUAUCGAUUGUCCUGGCCCUUACCGUGGUUAUCUCGUGCAUGAUGACCUGGACCGACGCCGCGCCCGACCCAUCCCCCGCGGCUGACCCUUCUCCGGACGCUAGCCCUGACCCUUUCUUCUUCGGAGGUUUUGGAAGAGGAUUCGGAUUCGGCAGAGGAUUCGGGAGGCGUGGUUUUGGGAGGCGUGGUUUCGGGAGGCGUGGCUUCGGUGGGCGUGGUUUCGGUGCAAGAUUUGGCAGAGGAUUCGGGUUUUUCGGAUGAAGUUUUCCUCGAGUCACUCCUUAUGUUAUUGUCCUUUUGUUAUGGCAUUUGUAUUUUCUUGCCGGAAAUAAAUGUGUUUACUGAUA
Molecule: messenger RNA, 478 nt
Organism: Penaeus chinensis
Lineage: Eukaryota; Metazoa; Arthropoda; Malacostraca; Decapoda; Penaeidae
Product: H/ACA ribonucleoprotein complex subunit GAR1-like
Exons: 2
Coding region: 123-392 (89 amino acids)
Source: RefSeq, a predicted model, not a curated record